This is a messenger RNA of Mesocricetus auratus (golden hamster), 2795 nucleotides long. RefSeq names its product lanosterol 14-alpha demethylase. Gene Ontology annotation, molecular function: iron ion binding; monooxygenase activity; heme binding. The record is from RefSeq and is a predicted model, not a curated record. The coding region runs from base 150 to 1661 and encodes 503 amino acids. Lineage: Eukaryota; Metazoa; Chordata; Mammalia; Rodentia; Cricetidae. The transcript is spliced from 10 exons.
GGGAGGUGCCCCGGGCCUGUAGAGCCCCGGAGGCCGAGGCCGCCUCCCGACGUCCACCUGCCGGCUUCUCCUGCUCCAUCUUCUCCGAGAAGCGGCGGCGACCUCGGCCUCCAGCUUGCGAAGCGGAGCGAAGCGAAGCGGCGGCCGGGAUGGUGUUGCUGGGCUUGCUGCAGUCGGGAGGCUGGGUGCUGGGCCAGGCGAUGGAGCAGGUGACAGGAGGCAACCUGCUCUCCACGCUUCUCAUCGCCUGCGCCUUCACGCUCAGCCUGGUCUACCUAUUCCGUCUCGCCGUGGGCCACGUGGUCCAGCUGCCCGCCGGGGCGAAAAGUCCGCCAUACAUUUUCUCUCCAAUUCCAUUCCUUGGCCAUGCAAUAGCAUUUGGGAAAAGUCCAAUUGAGUUCCUGGAAAACGCAUAUGAGAAGUAUGGACCCGUGUUUAGCUUUACCAUGGUUGGCAAGACGUUUACUUAUCUUCUUGGGAGCGAUGCAGCUGCACUGCUUUUCAAUAGCAAAAAUGAAGAUCUGAAUGCAGAGGAUGUCUACAGUCGACUGACAACACCCGUAUUUGGGAAGGGAGUUGCAUAUGAUGUGCCAAAUGCAGUGUUUUUGGAACAGAAGAAAAUGUUAAAAAGUGGCCUUAACAUAGCCCACUUUAAGCAGUAUGUUUCUAUCAUUGAAAAAGAAACAAUGGAAUACUUUCAGAGUUGGGGAGAAAGUGGAGAAAGGAAUGUGUUUGAGGCGCUUUCUGAGCUCAUAAUUUUAACAGCUAGCCAUUGUUUACAUGGAAAGGAAAUUAGAAGUCAACUCAAUGAGAAGGUGGCCCAGCUGUAUGCAGAUUUGGAUGGAGGUUUUAGCCAUGCUGCCUGGCUGUUGCCAGGUUGGCUGCCUCUGCCUAGCUUCAGACGCAGGGACAGAGCCCAUCGGGAAAUCAAGAAUAUUUUCUAUAAGGCCAUCAAGAAACGCAGGCAGUCAGAAGAAAAAGUUGAUGACAUUCUCCAAACGUUACUAGAUUCCACAUACAAGGACGGGAACCCUCUAACAGAUGACGAAAUAGCAGGGAUGCUCAUCGGCCUGCUGCUCGCCGGGCAGCACACCUCCUCCACCACCAGUGCCUGGAUGGGCUUCUUCCUGGCCAGAGAUAAACCACUUCAAGAAAAGUGCUACUUAGAACAGAAGGCAGUGUGUGGCGAGGACCUGCCUCCCUUAACUUAUGAGCAGCUGAAGGAUCUGAAUUUACUUGAUCGAUGCAUAAAAGAAACAUUAAGACUGAGACCUCCUAUAAUGACCAUGAUGAGAAUGGCCAGGACCCCUCAGACUGUGGCAGGGUAUACUAUUCCUCCAGGACAUCAGGUGUGUGUUUCUCCUACUGUCAAUCAAAGACUGAAAGACUCCUGGAUAGAACGUUUGGACUUUAAUCCUGAUCGCUACUUACAGGAUAACCCAGCAUCAGGAGAGAAGUUUGCCUAUGUGCCAUUUGGAGCUGGACGUCAUCGCUGUAUUGGAGAAAAUUUCGCCUAUGUUCAAAUUAAGACAAUUUGGUCUACUAUGCUUCGUUUAUAUGAAUUUGACCUCAUCAAUGGAUAUUUUCCCAGUGUGAAUUAUACGACUAUGAUUCACACCCCUGAAAACCCAGUAAUCCGUUACAAAAGAAGAUCAAAAUGAAAAAGGAACAAGGAACCAGUGUGGGUUCAUGACUGCAAACUGCAGCUUGAGAGAAUGAAGCUUAUGAAACAGCUUUCAUUGUGUACUGCUUUUUGAUGUGUAAUUCUGAAAGUCAGUUUGAUUUUAAGGUCUUAUUAACACAGUAAUUUUUAGCAAAUCUAAUGGCAUUAAAACAAUUUGUAAUAGUUUUGAUAGGAUGUGUUUUCAUAGGACUUCGUGGAAGCCAAGCUUUUGAGUUAGAAAUUCUUUCAGGAAAUAUUGGUAUUUGGCAGAUACUAGAGAAUACAGUGUCUAGGUAUUAUUAACUUCAGAAGCCCACAUUUCUCUAGGGAGACUGCUGCUGGAGAGUCUAGGUUUUUGAGUUUACCGUUCUGUGAAGACCAUGGAUUAUUUGUGUACAUGGGCCACUUCUGUGCAUAAAGAUGUGAGAGGGUGAGAAAUAAGCUCGCUGACAAAGCUUUAGGUGAAAUCCAGCGCUAAGUAGAUGGAGUGAUGAGUCCUUUGAAAUUUUAACUUGAAGUACCGCUACAGGGAGAUGGCAGAAACUGCGGCCCAUGACUUGAUCACCACAUUUCCUAAAAAUAAUAAACACUAAAGUAUGCUUGUCGAUAGUACUGGUUCCACAUGGUCACAUUUUGGUGAAUCCUUCUGGGAUUUGAUUAUGGCUUAUUCGAGGUUCUUCGUGUCCUUUCCAGAAUACAGUUAAGGAAGUUUCAAUUACCAGGUUUUUAAAAGCAUAAGAUCUUGAGAUCAGUGGCUUCUGAGCUUUAGCUUAGAAUGAGAAAUGGCCGAGUUAUGUGGGCUGUGUGCAGGAGCCUGGACCUAACAGAUUGUACCCACGGGCCCAACUGCGUGACUUGCCCAUCGCCUGUACUAGAGGAGUCAAGAUGGCGGUUGACAUGUGAUGCUGUAAUUCUAACCCUGCAAGACGAAGAUUUUGAGUUUGAGGCCAACCUAGGCUACAUAGCAAGACUGUCUCCAAACAAACACAAAACACCAAAACACCCUCCCCCAAAUAAUAGUUUUUUCCCUCAAAGUAUGUUACAGUUUUAAGAGGCUUGAAGACUUUGUAUGAAGGCCCAAAUCUUUCCUGUAAAAGGUUUCACAAUAAAUUCUCUAUGAGAAAAACCUCAA